This is a messenger RNA of Mytilus trossulus (common blue mussel), 6377 nucleotides long. RefSeq lists its product as uncharacterized. NCBI's taxonomy places the organism in Eukaryota, Metazoa, Mollusca, Bivalvia, Mytilida, Mytilidae. Gene Ontology annotation, molecular function: protein binding. The record is from RefSeq and is a predicted model, not a curated record. The transcript has 21 exons. The coding region runs from base 140 to 2653 and encodes 837 amino acids. Gene Ontology annotation, biological process: ribosomal large subunit assembly. Gene Ontology annotation, cellular component: nucleolus.
CAGUUCAAUGUUGUCAAGAAAUACAAAUAUGGUGGAAGUUGACAAAUUUUUGGCGCACGCUUUGGGAUUUUUGCAUAUAUCACUUUUAUAAGAUCAAUUUGUGAAUUUUAGAUACCAAUUUACACAUUAAAAUUCAAAAAUGGCGAUGGAAAAACUGUAUUCGAUCCGUGAUACUCACUCUCGGCCCAUCACUGCAAUCGGUUACAAUCCUGCACGAAGGGAGAUUUUGAUAGGCUGCGAAGAUGGUGUUAUUAAGAGCUAUGAAUCUGAAACAGGAAAACUAUGCUCUGUGCAGCAUGAACAUAAAGGCUGGGUGACAGACUUUUUAUACUGGACUUCAGCCAAACUGAUGUUGUCUGCUGCUAACGAUGGAGACAUUGUAGCAUGGUCAUCUGGUGGAGGGGUUUUUGAUAUAGUUCCUAUUGGAAUACCAGUAUACUGUAUGGCUAUGAACCCAUGGAAAAAGCAGAUUGUCUGUGGUUUUAAUGGUGCUAUAAGAAUCUAUGGCUUAGAUGAAACCAGUCUUUUUCAAGUAUUUGGUAAAGAGAUGGGUCACAUCAUAGAUUUACAUCCUGUCAAUAUUUUUGAACUUCAUGAUGAUAUAGUAAGAAGUAUAAUUUGGCAGGAUUCCAAAAUAUAUUCUGCAGGUUAUGACGGUAAAUUAAUAAAGUAUGAUAUAUCAGCUGUGAGGAGUGAAGAUGGAAAGAAUCCAAAAGUAAAUCACCAUGCUCAUGAUGCUGGGAUAUCUUGUCUACUGAUGGCAAAAGACAACGAGAAUAACACAUGGGUAAUCACUGGAUCAUUUGACAAAACAGCAAAGAUCUGGACGGUCGAUUUAGACUUGGUACAUCGACUGGACAACUUCAUGGCAACAGUGUCAGGAAUAUGUUAUGUACCUAGGAACAAAACACUGUGGGUGGCUGGUGGCACAUCAUAUGCCACAUUAUUUGACCCAAAGUCAGGAGAUAAAGUUUCAGAAUUUAUUGGGACAUUUCAAAAAGAGGAGGAAGAAAAAUAUUCUUUACAAGUUUUAAAGUAUUUUAAUGAAUUGAAUGAAGUUGUGGCUUGUACAAGCAGACGGCAUCUGAUAGUAUGGAAGUAUAACACAUCUGGUUGUAUAACUGCAUUAAAGUGUAAAUCUCCACUAGAAAGUUUAUGUUAUACUAAGAAGGUGCCGAUAUUGAUAUUUAGUGGAGACCAUGAGGGUGUAAUAAUGAAAUGGGAGAGAAUGCAAUCUAAUCAUUUUAUGUACAGUAAUGAACCUUACCAAAUAAGUGAUACACAGCUUAAAAAGAAAAAGAAGGCAGGCAGUAAAGCCAGAGAGUUGAUUUUAGAACAACAGCUAUCUCAAACGUCUUCACUGAAACCAUUGGACCCAAUCAAAGUAGAUGCUGCCAAAGUCAACUUUAAAAAUGUACAAAGUCACUAUGCUUAUAACAAACCAAAUCUUCAACAUACAUCAACCCAAGAUGACCAGAAAAUUACCAUAAUGAAAGUUGUCUUUGUUGAAUAUUUAGAUUAUAUUAUAGCUGCUUCAGAGGAUAGCAAUAUUUACAUUUGGGGAUUCGAUGAUGAUGCUGUUAAAGCUUUAAAGGAUAUGAAACCGGAAGAUUUGGAUAAACUAAUUGAAAAGUACAGUAUAUUGUUGGAUCCUGACUCAGAACUACUGCCAAAGAACAGAAAAUUCAAUGACAAUGAUUCUGUGACCAAUCGAGUGGCAGGAUUUAUAUGUAAAUCUGUAUUUGCUGAACACACUAGUUGUGUAACCAGUUUAGUGGUUGUUGGGAGAGAACAGGGACUGGACUCCACCUAUCUGCUAAGUGGUGGAUGGGACAGCAGAAUAUGUAUAUGGGAUUUAGAAAAAGGAAGGCUUCAUGACACCUUUAGAAACACAGCACCUGAUCCAAAGUUAGAUAAUGCAGAACUAGCUUGUGAUGGUGUUAUUAUGGAAAUGGAUUUCUCUCCUAAAUAUAAUGAAUUUGCAUAUUCAUCAUCAGACGGUAUGGUUUAUAUCAGAAAGUUUUCAUUGGAUGGUUCAAAGAUGACCUUACAGAAUACACUGCAAGGUCAUGAAGGAGAAAUAACAUGUGUUCGAUGGAAUCCUCAUGGCAAAGGAUUCUGGGUAACUGGGUCAGAUGAUGCUACAAUCAGGAUUUGGGCUGGCCAUGGUUUAAAUAAAUGUGAGGCAAUAUUGUCAGCACAAGGUGCUGUUAGUUGUAUGUGUAUAGAUCAAGUCAAUGGAUGCAUAAUAGUUGGUGUUCAAAAUUUUAUCAGGGUAUAUGAUCCAGAGAAUUAUAGACUUGUCCAGACCAAUGAAGGUCAUACAGAUUCAGUGAGAACAAUCAUGCACAUAACAGAAAGAAAUCAGUAUGUGUCAUGUUCUUGGGACAAAACAAUUCGUGUUUGGAAUGCAUACAGGAAACCAAGAAGGAAACACAGGCCAAGUAAAAAUGGUAGUAAAAGUUCUAAGGACACUAUAAGUGACAGUAGAAAAUCAUCUACUGGGUCUGAGAAAAAAGUGGGAUUUGUUGACAGUGAAAAAGACACUGAGAAAAAGGAGGGUGAGGAGGAUGAAAGUCAAUCAAAACAAAAUGGAGAGGUUGACGGAGAUUAUUUUGAGGAACAAGAACAAUUAGAUGUUCUGUCGGAAUGAGGCAAUAGAUGUACGAGAAUAUUAAAUUAUUAGUCAAAUAUUAUUGAGAGUAAUAUUUUUGAAUUCUUAAGCACUGUGGUAAAUUCAUUAAACUUUCCCCAUGAUAUGAAUAAUUUAAAAUAAUGAAAUAGAAGUUACAAAUUGAUUUAAAUGCUGAUUUUUUUUUCAGUGUUAUAUUUCUUAUCAACACAGUUUCUUUUUGCUUUAUCUAAAAGUUUUAAAAAUUGUCCAUAAAAGCGAAAACAUUUAUAUACUUACAUAUCAUAAAGUCAGUCAUGAAAACCUAUUACUUAUGUUUCUUUUAUUAGAAAAAUGAAACAAUAAAAUAUUAAGACAAAUUUGGGGGUUUCUGUUUACUCUAGGGCACCCUGUACAUAAGAAUUAGGACAGGGUUUAUUUUGGGUAAGAAUUAUGAUUAAAGGUUGGGUUAGUUCAGUAUAAAACUAUAUGGGCUGGGUCCCCUAAUGUAAAUAACUAUAAAAGGGCUAUAUAUUGAUGAAAGAUAAAAGAAAAGAAAAAGAAUGCAUUUGAGGCAUGCAUUUUGAACUAGUCAUACUGAAUAGAUUUCUGAAUCAUAAAUCACACUUUGUUGAAAAUUCACAUAAACUUGUAACUAUGGUAAGAAAAUGCAGGUCAUUUAUCAUUCUGUAAUGCUAUCACUAUUAAUAUAAUAAUUUUUGUAAGUAACUGUGAUAUUUCAGUACUAUUUUUAUUACUGUGGAUUCAUUGUUGGGAAUCUCAUUGGGGGGUUCCAAUCCCGGAUCCCGCUUACUGUUUUUUUCAGAUUCCUGUAUCCUGCUUACACUAUGUACAUAAGCAAUUCUCAUUUUUUUUGUCAUUUCCUGGGUCCUGCUAGACCUCAUUUCCCGUUUUCAUGACACAAUAAUUUGACUUUCAUGUGUCACCCUUACAAAAAAUCAGGAAUCCUGCAUCAAGCUUAGACCCCAAUGAAAUCCACAUUGUUAUUCUUUGGAUACCAAUUUUCAUGGAUUUCAUGGGAGCCACAAAUUCCAAUUUACAAAAUAUUACACAUUAUCUGUUAAAAUAUAUGCAGACUUUGACAAAACCAAAAAAUCAAAUAUCCACAAAAAUGCAAGUUUUCCUUAAUCUGAACUUUUAGCCUAGUUUCAACUUUGUCAUGACAACAUAUCACAUCUUGUUGGACUUGAGUUUGCACAAUACAUUGCAUUUAUUGGUACAAAUAAUGGUGCUCCAUACGAUAGCUUUACAUGUAGAUUAGAAUUUUAUAGCAUUUAUGAAUCAUUAUUUUUGGAACCACUGGGCUUUUCUAGUGGGAAAAAUUGUUAUUGUCUUUAACUAUAACUUUCUCCAAUAGCUUUAAAAGAUAAAUUAUAUGAAAUGAUUGUAUUCCAAAUAUUUAUAUACAAACUUUUAUUUUAUUGAGUAGUUAACUAUGUUAAAAAUAUGCAUGUUAUUUUGUUUUUGAUUGAAUAGCUUAUCAUGUGUGGUAAAUCUCAAAUGUUAAAGUUGAUUUAUAGAACACACGUUUUACUGUUGAAAAAGAAAAAAAAUAUGAUGUGUAUUCAUAUGAAUUUACAAAGAAAUAACCAGUAUAUCAAUUAAAUACUAAGUUUAUAUUGUUUAUCUUGAUGGUUGCUUGAAGUUUUAUGUAAUAUUUUCAAUAGAGGAUGGCAUUAUAUUUUAAAGUGUGAUCUGGCCACUUCAAGGAAAGAAAAAUAAAUUUAUUUUUAAUUGUGUCUGUUUAAAAGAACUAUUUAAACUAUUGCUAUUUGUAAUCAGUUUUAGUGAAUUUUUCCCAAAAAUUGCUAAAGAUAAAAUUUUGCACCUGUGGCGCUAAACCAUUUUGUUUUGGUAAAACAUUCUGAUUUUUGUAAAAAAAAUAAAAACUAUAAAAUUGAAAAUGGUGUGGUUCAGAAGCUUUUUCUUUUUCAUAUUCACAAAUUAUAAGCUGUUUCAAAAAUUUAGAUUGACACUACUGCACAGUUUUACAUUGUUCCUCAUUAAAAGUACAAAAUGUUUUUUUCUAUAAUUAGUGCUAAAUUAAAAGUAUUAAACUUUAUGGUUUUAUUGUCAUUGAUUUUGAACUGAUUAUCGAAGACUUUUUGAUCUUUGUUAUAUGGCAUUACUUAUGACGAUGCAUUUCAGGGGAAUUAAUAGGGUAAAUUGUAUUAAGCGUAGAAAAAUAGUUACAUGUACUGUUCAAAAAUAUAUACAUAUCUAUUAAGCUUUUAUAGAGAUGUGCAAUGAAAGCCAUGAUCCAUUACUGUGGAUUCGUUAUUAUUAUGGGGAUCUAGUUUUUGUGGAUUUUGUUGUGAAGGAAAACUACAUUUUUUUAUGUUCAACAAAGUUUCAGUCUUUUAGGGUCUUGUAAUCAAGAUUUUGGUAAAUCCACAAAAUUUCCAUAAACAUACAAUCUUAAGGUGGUACCUAAAACUACAGGGAGAUAACUCUGUUGAAUAAGAAGAAUGUUUAAUGACGUUGUGUUCUUAAGGGAAUAUUUAAGCUUCUCAAUGAUCAAAAUAAGUGUUUGUCAAACUGCUAUAUAACUGGUGUAAUCUUUCUGAUUAAACAGUUGGUUCAAUUUUUUAAAUUUUUUUUUAAUAUUUUUGUCAAAGGGUCAAAGUUAAUACUUUGUCAAAAUUUUAAGAAAAUUAAACGAGCCAAAUUAAUUUUAGUUCAGGUGUUAGGUACCACCUGAAAUAGUACCCAUGAACAUAAAUGAAUCUACAGUAUCAAACCUCCAUUGAACAUCAUACUUUAUCCUGUCUUUAUGAGAUAUGUAUGAGUAAUUGUUAAUAAAGAAGAGAGAUUACUGAAGUCAUUUUACAAUAGCCUUAACAUUUAUUCUUAUUUUCUUUUGACUAAGUAGGAAUUAUUUAACAACAUCAACUAAUGUCCUGGAAUAAUUUUAUUAUUACUAAGUAGGAAUUAUUUAACAACAUAAACUAAUGUCAUGGAUUUUUUUUUCUGCGUGACUCAAUGGUCCUGCAAAUGUCAGCUUUAAAAUUUUAGGAAUGUUGAUUGUUUUUUUUAUGUUGUGCUAUUUGGUUUGAAUUGUUUUUAUGACUUUCUUGAAAUUUGAUGUGUUUUAUGACUGAUUGUGAAGGGUACUUUUAAUUUAAUUUUAAAAUUGACACUACAGAAAAACAUUGAAAGCACGAUGUUCAACAUUCUUCAUCACAUUCUCCAUCAAGUGCAAUUUUUCAUAAAUUUUCCAAUUAGUUUCAUAUUUAUUUUAUCAUUUAUCCGUAGUAUAUAUGUAUAUGUAAUAAGAAGCAAGCUUUGUCAAAGAACAAACAAUACUAAUGAACAGGAAAUGUUUUUAUUGGUAUUUUCUGUCAUUAUAAUUGUUUUUAAUCCUAAAAGGAGAAACUAUUUGUGAAUAAGAACUAUUAUCUGAACAAAACUAUAAAAAGAAAUCACCAUGUGUGCUGUUACUAUUUUUAAUCAACAGUGCUAGUUUUGAAAUUUUUUUUUUUCACUGUGUGUUACCUUCAAUGAAAUCAACAUAGUAAAAGAAAAAGCUUUAAUAAGAUCUGUAUGAAAAAAUAAUCAAAACAUUGUGAGGAAUUAGCACCAAGACUUCCAGAUGUUUACUUUAUGAGAGUUUUUGUUAUUUGUGAAUACUAUUUUUAGGAGCAUUGCUGUGAUCCUUAUUGUUCUGUUAUUAUAUUUCGUAAUAUUUUCAUAUUUUUCUAUAUGUUGUUUUAUAAAAAUUUAAUAUUAAAAUAUUUAGAUAAUA